Meleagris gallopavo (turkey) is the source of this 3355-nucleotide messenger RNA. NCBI's taxonomy places the organism in Eukaryota, Metazoa, Chordata, Aves, Galliformes, Phasianidae. The record is from RefSeq and is a predicted model, not a curated record.
CUGAAGGUUGGUGAGUCUCUGGUCUAAUGGGAAGAGGAUUCUAAUGUGCUCAGUGCAGACAGUAAGGCAACAGACAACUGUUCUAUGGAAUGCUGUUAUGCAGCAGAAGUGUCGGUGCAAAACAAAUGCUGCAAGUAUCACAAGGGGCUGUGCUUUUGGUUUCUUGCUGUAUAUAGAUACUUUACUAUUAACUUUUUGCUAUUCAGUGAUUUUAUUUCAUUCUGACAAUUUCCUACUGUGACAUCUUGAAAAUAUUUUUAGAAUAACACAAAUUGAGUUAAAAAAGAGAAAGUUGAUUAUCUACUGCUUUUGUUUUAUGAAUGUAUAUAUUCACUUCUAAUCUUUCAGUAUCUUUAUUAAUUCAAAAUGAAUGUAUGUCUGCAUGGCGUCAGUGUGCCUAUAGAAAGAUCAAUUUUAGAUGCAUGUGACUGUCUCUCUUGUCUAACAGCAUGCUAUAAAGGAACUCUGAACUCCCAAGAUUCCUGUACUGAGAUCCAUUUUGAUAAGAAAAAAACCAAAUAGCACUGAAUACAGAUAUAUGUUGAUGGAAUAUGUUGUUAGAUUGGGUUAUUGACUGAAAUACUGUUGAAAGUGGCAGGUGUGAAAUGAUUAGAAAACAUUAAAAUAUCUCUAUCCUUGUGAGGGAUUAAGAGAAUCCAAUUUGCUAUGGAACUGUGCUCUGUAUAUUUGAAGCUUUUCAAGGUUGUUGUGAGUAGUGCAGUCUAGAUGUUUCUGGUAACCUAGUUUGCGUUUGUGUGCUUUUUCUGUUAUAGAGGGUAUAAUCUCAGUAUUUUAGAAAGCAAAGUACAGAUGAGGAAGAUGUUAAAGAAGCAUUUUUGGAUAGAUUUUGUGUUGGGAAGUACUGCUUGCAAUUGAGGAUGUUUUCUGCCAUCUGUGGUUCUGAAAUGUUGCAAAUACAUGAGAAGUCUCACCUGGCAAAUACCAGUUAGUAAGCGCAGUCUUGCAGGAAGCUGCCUUUGCUAGAAUGGCUCAUUUAGAAGGAUUCCUGUCCAUGGACCACAGGUGCUGCAGCAUGAUGCCAGCUCUGGACAAGUUCUUGUGCUCCAGUGCCAUCCCUGCUAUCCAUCCCUGCUGCAGGAGCUCCUUCACCAUGCAUCCUGCCUGGAUCACCAAGACCCUUGCUCCCCUGUGGUGCCAACGGAUUGGGCGCUGCCUCCCCUCCCUUGGCCCAGCAUGGCCGAGGCUGAGCAUGUCACAGAGAUCAGCCAUCUUAGCCAAAAAUGUCCCUGUUCUGGUGAGAGGGGAGCAUGAUGGAUUUUAUUACCAUGGUACAGUAAAAGAGGAGAUGGAGAAUGAAAGGGAGAUGUUCCUGGUAGAGUUUACCAGACCACUUCAGUUGCAUGGAAGGCAUUCGGUAUGCGUGCAAAAAACAGCAAAGGAUGACAUCCUGGAGUAUGCCAAUGGCAUGAAGCAUUCCUUGCUGCCGGGAGACAAAGUAUUGGCACCUUGGGAACCAGAUUUGGUGAGAUAUGGCCCUGGAACUAUCCUCACAGGGAUUGAGACAAGGGACCCCUUACGAGCCUCAGAAGAUGAAGAAAUUGUAGUUCAGUUCUGGAAUAACAAGAAAGUGAAGCUGCCACAAGGUGUAGCGCUGUGGAUCCCUCCUAGCCUGUGUGAGAGGAUUGUGGAGAUGAUCCACAUGCCUUUCUCCAGCAGGUUAAAGCGCAGAGAAAGUCCUGACGCUAACUCAUGCAUUUUUUCCUGCAGUCCUAAAACCACCUGGGUUCCUGUUUGCGUUGCUCAUAGCAACGCUAAGCACAGCUUGCUCUGCUCACCCUGCUGGCCACUUCUCCACUGUCGUUGUGGUGGUAUGUGCUGUUCAUCAGCCUGUGUCCGCUGCUUCUGCUGCUGCCAUGGCCAUUUUGAUGUUUGGUGGCCUCUUCCGCCCAAGUCUCAGGUCAUUCAGAGAGAAGCUGAAGAGGCAGAGCCCAGCAGCAAAUCCUCUCCACGCCUUCUAGAAGUGGAAGGUCCAAAACAAGAGGAGUUAGCAGCUUUGGCAGCACGUUCCCCUUCUGACUCAGAGGGAGAUCCAGAGGUGUUCCCAAAUCAGAGUGCUGUAAUGGACAGUACUGUUAAAACAGACCCCAGUCGUUCUGAGAAGUCCAGGCUGGAGGAAUCUGCAAGACCCAAGUGGAAAUACUGGAAAAGGAACCACUACAAGUCUCGUGCCAGUAAUUCAGGAACUGGCAGACGCAGCAGCAUAUGUACAAAGGGCAAGUUGGAAUCCAAAGCCAUCUCUGUUGUAGACAUGUCCCAUGUUGCACCACCUGAGCAGAAUGCAGUGUUGGAAACUACUGAGCAGCCUCCCAGAGGGCAAUUCACAAUGAAUGAAAAAUACCAGGAUUUCAAGCUAUCAUCAGGGGAGGAAGGUUCUGUAGCAUCAGGAAAACAAAGAUAUAGAGGUACAAGAAAGAAAACAGAGUCGGACAAUAAACAUAAAGCAACUUGCUUAGGAAAGGACAAACUUGGCAGUACAGACUGUAUCAGCAGAGAACAGAGAGGGAAAGAACAGCAGAGCUCAUGCUAAAGCAGGGAGAGAUGUGAUCCAUCAUAACUCAGUAACUCUACAACUGAUGAAGUUCAAGAGCUGAAAUUUCAGGUAAACUGCUUGUACUAUUAGCAAUGUUACGUUUAUUAAGCAAAUAAAGUUCUGAUUUAGGCACUUCAUAGAUUUUAUGGAUAACUGUACUGUUUUAAUGACUGAGACGUGAUUUCCAACCUAAUAACAUUUCAGCAUCCUCAUUCUUUACUCUGUGGUUAGUCUGCUGUUAAAUUGAAUUAUUUGGAUGUGAACUCUUUACAUUUCUGAAGAGAUCAGGGAAACCAGUAUUAGUGUGGAAAGCCUGAGCAGAUGCAAAGCAAGGAUCUAAUAAACCUCCAAUUUAUCUACUGUCCUCUGGUGCUAGCCAGAGGAAUUCAGCCCACCAAUUUCUCUGUGGGAAACCAGAAGAAACAGAGAAAUGAUACAACCUGACAGCCUCAAAUUUUUAUUACUAUUAUUUUUUUUCAGGAUUAAAGCAAAAGAGAGAACCACCAGAGAAUAAGGAAUAUAUAGCUUAACACAGUUCUGUGUGCAGUGUUCAAGCCAUUGAAUUUUAUAUUCUCCUCAACAUUAACUGAAACCUUAAUGCCAUCAGCUAUAAAAGGAUUACAGACUAUAUAGAGCAUGUCAACUAACUGCCUUCUACUGAAAAAGGUAGCUAGGCAAUUCUUAGCCUAGUUUAGAGCCUGCAGACAGGAUUUGAAGCUUGUCAAUAGAGUAUCUCCAUAGAAGGAGAUUCCACAACCUGGGCAGCCUGUUCCAGUGCUCUGUCACCCUCACAGUAAAGCAGUU